GCUCUCGCUGGAGUCAAUCCAAUCGCCCGUGGCUGAGCGAUCUUCCCGAAUGAUAAAAAAUAAUAAAAUUCUCUCUUUUUGUCCGGCAUCCCAAGAAGGAACCAGGCUCAUCGAUGGCGAGGGGCACUUCGCAGUCGCAGGCGUCGUCGAACGCGGGGGGCGCGCGGCCGGUCACGGUGGGGCCACGGGGUUCGGCCGCGGCCGCUGCGGGGAUGCGGCGGAGACGGCUGGGGGGCGGCGGCGGCGGCGGAGGGGCCUCUGGCGGCGGGAGCAACAUGCUGAGGUUCUACACCGAUGACGCCCCGGGCCUCAAGAUGACGCCCACCGUGGUCCUGGUGAUGAGCCUCUGCUUCAUCGGCUUCGUCACCGCCCUCCACGUCUUCGGCAAGCUCUACCGCUACCGAUCCGCCACCACAGGCGGUGCUUGAUCGUCCCGCCGCCCGAUCUCACUAAGUCCAAGGACGCACACCAAUCUGCUUGUCAAUUACAUAUGCUCUAAAAAUUGGGGAACAGACUCCUGAGAGAAAAGGCCCAGGUGAGGUUGGGUGCCUAAUCUCUAGCUAUAAGGCUAUUGGCUCUUGUAAAGAACCAGCUAGCAUGAUGGUAAGGACUUUUGGUGGUUAUACUGGACUUCAGAGUGAAUUUGGCAUGCUUAAAAGGAAAAGAGGAACUGAGUAGCUAAAGAUCAUUAAAUUUAAAUGUCCGCUCUUUGCUGCAUUUUUUCCCCCCAAGGGCUGCAUAUAUUUUGGAAGUUUUAUGCCUAUAGGUCUUUGUUUCAACUGUUAGAUGUAUGUUAGCAAGUCAGCUGUAAAAUCUUAU
Molecule: messenger RNA, 819 nt
Organism: Phoenix dactylifera (date palm)
Lineage: Eukaryota; Viridiplantae; Streptophyta; Magnoliopsida; Arecales; Arecaceae
Biological process (GO): intracellular protein transport
Cellular component (GO): Sec61 translocon complex
Source: RefSeq, a predicted model, not a curated record